AUGGCGAAAUCGAAGAAACUCUCCACUGGUCAAAAAUUGGGUUGUGAGAGUCUCCUUGGCUGUAUUUUCCAAAGCUGGAGUCCUCGCCGACGAAAACCAUCUUUACCGGAAAAAGAUCACAAAGCAAAAGAUUACUUGCCUCCCAAGUCAAUCACUGUUACAAACCCUAAAAUCCUUCCAAGAAAAUCCACCGAUACUUCUUCUCAACCAAAGAAACAAGAACCUCAAAAACCCCGACAAAAGUCUAAAUCCGACGAAACCAUGCCUCGAAAAUCAUCGGAUUCCGCAAGAAAAUCGAUUUCAUCAGUGUCACCAAGAACAGAGAGCAAGAGGUUUUCAGUUAACGGCGUGAUGGGAAACAUCAUCGUGAAACCACAGCCUCCUCCGGCCGUUAAAGCUGACGUGGCGGCGCGUCCGAAAAAUCGGUGGGAGGGUAAAACGGUAAAUUACAGAAGCGAUCCGGAGACUCUAAAGAGAAUGGGAAACGAAGAGUAUUGUCGUGGGAGGUUUGGAGAAGCUCUUGUGUUUUACGAGAGAGCUAUUUCAGCAGACCCCAAAACGUCGACGUAUUGGUCGAACAAAUCCGCCGCUUUGAUCAGUCUCGGUCGCCUUCUAGAAGCUUCCGAUGCUUGCGAAGAAGCUUUAAGACUAAAUCCGACUUACGAGAGAGCUCAUCAGAGACUUGCUUCUCUCCAACUUAGAUUGGGUGAGGUUGAGAAAGCUUUGUGCCACUAUACUCAAGCUGGGAAAUAUACAGAGACAAAACAUAUAGAACAAGUUGAAGAUGUUAUAAAAUGUUUAAGUAGAUGCGACGAAGCCCGAAGAUCAAAGGAAUGGAACGUUGUUUUGAAAGAGACUUGUUUUGCGAUAUCAUAUGGAGCAGAUUCUUCUCCUAGGGUCAAUGCGCUCCAAACCGAGGCCUUAUUACAUCUUCAGCGACACGAAGAAGCAUACAACGUCUACCAGAAAGGAACAAAACGCUUUGACAUUGAUUGUUUCAUAAAGAUUUUUGGUCUUUCCAUCACUUCUUACCUCUUAAUGGUCGGAGCGCAAGUCUACAUUGCAGCAGGAAGAUUUGAAGAUGCAGUAACGGCGUCAAGGCAAGCAGCUCGGCUAGACCCGAGCAACGAAGAAGUAAACGCGGUGGCUAAAAAAGCGAGAGCGGUUGCUGCGGCGAGACUCAGCGGAAACUUGCUUUUCAACGCGUCGAAAUUCGAAGUGGCUUGCGUGGUUUACACGGAAGGACUCGAGAAAGAUCCAUACAAUGCCCUCUUACUCUGUAACAGAGCUGCCUCAAGAUUCAAGCUUGGUCUGUUCGAGAAGGCCAUCGAAGAUUGCACGUUGGUCCUCGAUCUUCAGCCUUCUUACCGGAAAGCGAGACGGCGCAGGGCGGAUUCCUAUGCCAAGUUGGAUAAAUGGCAACAUGCGAUUCAAGAUUAUGAGUUGUUGGUGAUGGAAAUACCUGGAGACGAAGAGACUAGAAGAGCCUUGGCUGAGGCAAAUGUCCGGUUUAAGAAGCAAGCCGGUGGUGGAGAUAUCCGGUUUAAAGGAAUCGGCUCGGAUUUAGUUGUGGUAAAUUGA
This is a messenger RNA of Arabis nemorensis, 1581 nucleotides long. Lineage: Eukaryota; Viridiplantae; Streptophyta; Magnoliopsida; Brassicales; Brassicaceae. The record is from the annotation of a GenBank genome assembly.